Limulus polyphemus (Atlantic horseshoe crab) is the source of this 3510-nucleotide messenger RNA. RefSeq lists its product as uncharacterized. NCBI's taxonomy places the organism in Eukaryota, Metazoa, Arthropoda, Merostomata, Xiphosura, Limulidae. The record is from RefSeq and is a predicted model, not a curated record. The transcript has 11 exons. Bases 339 to 2996 code for a protein of 885 amino acids.
ACAAAGAGUCGGUAAUAGGCUUAGCGGUUUCAAAGAUUUACUAAUUAGGUGUAAUUAGAAUUCAAUGUCGAAUAUUACAAAUUAUUUAUGUCAAGAAGUAUUAAAUUCCAUAGGAUAGAGCAUUUAAUGACCUUCAUAAUGUGUUUUGAUUUGUGACACAAAGAGUCCGUAAUAAUUUAUUGCAGUUUCAAAGAUUAACUUUUAAUAUUGAAAUACUCGUUAUAGGAAUGUACGCUGUAGAUUUGAAUGGAAUUUAUUAUGUAUUUGUAUGUAGGUUAUGGAAAGCAUCACAUCUUCUGGUGUGAUAAAAGAAACUGUACCCCUAACAAGUGAUAGGAAUGGAAUUGAAAGCUGAGUAUGGUGGAGCUGGACGUUAUUACCAGCAUCUAGCAAAGCUUCAGGAAAAACUUUGUAAAAAAGAACUGCAGUCUCUUAAUUUGGAACAUGGAGUAAGAAACAGAGCAAGAUCUGCAGUGAUUAUUAGAUCCUACAAAAGGCAAUUUUCACCAAGUAAUUUCAAUCUGGAGAGGUUCUUGGAAGAAAGGAGGGACAGUGAAGAAAGAAACUUCAAGAUAUUGCAGCAGGUUGACAAGCUUGAGCAGCAGGCAAUGAACAUAGAGAACAGAACUCAGAGGUUAAGGUCUUUAAAGCAAGAAUAUAAAAGUUUUCUUCAGUAUUAUAAUUCUAACUAUACUUCGGUGCAAGGUGCUCAGAAUACGAGAGAGAUUCCAGUUUCAGGUGUAAAAGCAUUUGACUUUUCUGCAUCACAGAAUCAUUCAACAGUUAAUCUGGACAUGGACUUUUCUCUGGAAAAAGAGUCAACAAAUAUUGUAGGUCCUAACCCUUCUAAUCUGUACACUUUUUCAAGUGCUGGAAGUGGUAAAUUAUCUACUCAACAGACAUUGUUUCUCUAUGAAAAAGGUACUAGUCUGGUGAAGACUUUCAGGGAUGCCAGUACUCAGACAGAUGAAUGUUGGGUGUGUGCUCGAUGCUUCAGGGAAUCUUCUGCUCUGAAGUCUUCUACCUCUUUUGAAUAUGCACAGAGACCUAUAUGCUUUAAUGCUAGAAUUAAGCAGUAUCAAACACCAGUUCUGACUAACACAAAUAAACUAUCAUAUGAUUGUACUUGUCAGACUCCUUGUGUAAAAUAUAUUGAUCCAAGAUAUGAUUUAUCUAGCAAUUUGCCUGACAGUGUUAUUAAUGAUGCUAGCAUUGUGCAUUUAAAUACUAGUAAUCAUGAAAGAUCUUUGAUGGAAUCUCACCCAACAAAGUAUCAGUUAAAUGGUGAUACUAAAGAUCCUUUGAGGGAAGGUGUUUUUGUUACCUACUCUAAGAAUAUAAACAACUUAACUGUUGUGCCUAGAUCAACCACUUCCAGUGCAUUGUUUGUUGAUAUUCACCAGAAUCAGCCAAGUGUUUUAAAGUACAAAGAAUCUCAAGAAAUCUCAUUAGGAACUAAUUUUAAAAUACCAACCAAUGAGACUUCAGGUGAUGAACAAAAUGAAACUGCACCUUUUAAACAUUAUGAGAAUGACAGCUUAGUGAAGAUCUCAACAUUGUCUUCUGAUUUGUUCUUAGAAACUAAUUUAAGAAAGUUACAUGAAGAGAUGAAUAAUAAGAUACAUGAAAAUAGCCAUGAAAAUGUAACAGACAGCUCCAACAAAACAUUGAAGCUUGUUGAGAGCACUCAAGAGGCAUGUCAAGAAGAGAUUCAGAUGCAGCAGUCUCACCAACUAACUUCUUGUAAUCAGCAGGAAAAAGGUGUAACUCCAUCUGCUAGAAAUGGUAUAUGGUCAAAGUCUUCAGAUAAAACGAUUUCAUGCCAGCAGUUGGAUAUAGUUAGUUCUUUGGAAAUAAAAGAAUGUGGAUUACAGAUUCCACUCCUUCCAGCAGAGAAUAGUGUCAAAAAGGAUGUUGGAGUUUUUCCUCUCAUGGAAACAACUAAUUCAAACAUUCUAAAAGAUGAGAAAGUUGAAGAACAACAGAUUCAGCUAGCAGCAGUAGGCUAUCAAGAUGAAUUUACUAAAAAUGCAUUGAUGAAGAAGAAUGAUAAUGCACAGAAUGAGUUAUUAAAUGAUAUAUCUGCUAAUGAAGGAAGAACACUGAAUGAAUUUUCACUAAAGAUUUCUCCAGAUGUUGUACGAAGUGCAACUGAACAACUUUUAGAAGGUGAUAUUACAAAAGAUACUCUUGAUAGCAUAUCUGAAGGUAUCUUGCUGGGUGAUGUUUCUGAAUCAGUUAAUAACUUACCUGCUUUUAGGGAAAGUGACAAUAUUAAUUCCCAGGAAAAAGAAAAGCUAAAGAAAAUAGAGACUUCAGAUCAGGGAGUUGAUUCCAAAAAUGAACUGAUCAUCUUAAAUAACUCUUAUUUAAAAUCGGCAGAUGAAUCAACAAAGGUUUUUGAAACAGAAAAGUAUGGAAAUCAAGAAAAAUCAGUUGAUAAAGAAGUAAAGAAACCAGUUUUAAACAGCAGUGAACAAAAGGGAGACAAAACUAAGUCUGUCAGAUUAGUUGAUGAGAGCACUGAUGACGAAGAUAACUUUUUUGAUACUGGAGUUCCUGUAACAGAAUCAACAGCUUACAAAAGUUUGUUGGGGAACUCCACAACUCAGAAGACUAUACAGAUUGUUAUAGAAAAUGACAGUGAUAGUAGUGAUGACAUAGAAAAUGUAAUAGCUGCUGCUGUUGCCAAAAAUAAAAAUACAUUCAAUAAUAAUGCUAACAUGAAAGAGUUGUCUCACUUGUGUCAACCUAAAGAUAAGCAGGGGAAAAUGCAAGAUGAAAACAUCAAAGGUGAUGAUUCUACUCAACCAAAAGAAAGAUCCAGAUCAAUUAGUUUACAGAAAACUGAAAGAGUUGAAAAAAAACUAAAAAGUAGUUUAAACAAAGUACUCAGUAUUGGUGUAGAUUCUGACUCUGAUGUUGAGUUACCAGCUAGUAAAAGUGCAGUUAAUCUUAACAAUGAGGACUGUGAUGAAUUUGACUUUUAUGAAUAAAACUAAAUCAAAGUUCCAGGAGUUUUUGGACUUUCAUUACCAAACUUUGGAUUAUCAUCACUUGACCUGAACUUGAACAUCUUAGAUGUAAAAAUUAAAUAGAUCAACAAAGAAGUGUAUGGAAAUUUUACUUACCAUCAGUAAACAUUGUCUUCAGCUAAUAUUUGUCCUUGGGUAAAGUUUGAAUUAUGUAUAUAUAUAUUUAAUUAUAAAUACAAUAGUCUCCAACUUAAGCAGAAAAUUAUAUGCUGAAUUUACUUGGUUAAGUUGCAGUCUUUGCUUACAAAUAGAUAAGCUUUAUUAUUAUUUUUUUCAUAAGGAGGCACUGGUCUUAAGAUUUUAAAAGAAUUGGAAUGGAAAAAUGUAAUAUUUAGUUAAGAUAUGUUUCAAUACACUUAGUCUGUCCAUUGUUUUAAAUUUGCAUGUUAUGCAGGGAACUUGUGGUUGAUCUAAUACAUCUUUGUUGACAACAAAAAUAAGCAAAUAAAUAAAUAAAUCAUAUUUUAUGUCAUCA